Molecule: messenger RNA, 2890 nt
Organism: Diorhabda sublineata
Lineage: Eukaryota; Metazoa; Arthropoda; Insecta; Coleoptera; Chrysomelidae
Exons: 2
Coding region: 1778-2416 (212 amino acids)
Source: RefSeq, a predicted model, not a curated record
CUUGUAUUAUUCUAUUAUAUCAGCCUCCUUUAGUUCAUUGAUAAUUGCUACUAUUUCGUUGUCGUGUGACGUAUUACCUGCCUCUUUUGAAGCAAUCAACAACUUCAAACGUUCCACCAAUUCAUUCGCAUCAUCCCAAUAAAUAUACUCCAUAGGUUUAUCAUUAUAUCUUAAACGAUCGAUGCCUUUUCCUUUUGCUGAAGGAAUCGAUUUUAGACGAGUCAAUACCUGAGACGAUCUAUUCGUCGUCGUUAGAGAUUUUGUUUUGAAUAAAGGUUUUAUGAUGUAGUGAUAUUUUUCAGUACUUGACCCCUUAAGACGAUCUAACGUGUCUAAAUGAACUUCAGUUGUUGUCAAAAGAUUUUUAUAGUUCUGUAAAUCUUGAUCAUUGUAACUGGGGUCUCGGUAAAAUAGAAGCUCAUACAAGCCUGGUGUUCCAAUUACAUAUCUUCCUCCUUUGUUUUUCUCAGGUAGUAUGUUUAUAUUACCGGUUUUUCCAUCAAAUGCAAUUCGACGUUUGCCUAAUGACCAACCGAUUUCAUCGUUGUAUAUCGGACCAUAAUUUUUAUCAAUUUUAUCAUCUUUUUGGAAGUAAUCUUCAAUGAACUGAUGACUGAUGGCUGGAUAUUGGUCCAAAUAGUCUGCGAAAGCUUCCUGGGAAAUUUCGGGGCGCAUCUCUUCUGGAGAUUCAGAACGUGUAAUAUUUCCGAAUUCAUCGGUUUCGGCCACCGGUUCCGUUUCGAGAAAAGGUGUAAACACAUCAUCGGGUUCUUCCUUCUUUAUUUCCUCUUUUGGAUUUAAAUUUGUAAUCGUUUUUUGUAAUGUCUUUGAGGAUUGCACAAUUUCUUCAAGUGGUUUAGAUAUCGGUUUGAAUAGUUUAUUAAUAGACUCAUCUUGCUCUGAUUUACCUAGUUUCAACGACAAGUAUUUUUUGCGAAUCGAUCUGGCAAGUUCGGACACUUUUUUCUUGCGCAAUGCAUUAGCAACCUUAUCGUCAGACAUUUUGGUAUGGACUGAAGAUGCAGCUUACAAUUUUAUAUAUUUAUCGAAUCCUUUGCGAUACCUACCACCAUUAAGGGUAAAAUCCUUCAUAAUUACCAAAGUACCAUAGCGAUCACACCAACACUUUGAACACACAUUUUUGAAUGUGUCAAACUUUAUGUCUGGAGAUACGUGUUCGUCGAAUAUAUGUUUCAAGUUCACCUCAUCCUGCUUGAAUAACACAAUAACAUUACAAUUGUCGCGAAUAAGCUGUUUCGGUAUUUUUGAGUAUGUUUGACAAAGAUAUGCAGCAUCAAUAUCUAUUUUCUACACAUGGAGUAGUAUUCACGAAUUUUCUGCUGACCGUCACAGGCUACGUCAUCGAAUAAAAAGAUGGAAUUUGGUCGAGCUUUCUCUGGACUAAUUAUUUCCUCAUUGUCUUUAAAUGGGAAAUACCCAACACCCUUGACUUGCGCUAUAACUUCUUGUAGCAAUUGAUACUUUGGUUGAAAUAACGAUUUUGAAUAGACAUAAACAUUUUUGAAUUUCGCGCCAUUUGGAUUGAAUAGGAGCGCCAGCACGACGUUCGUCUUACCACACCCACUGGGGCCACAUAUAAUGGCACGGAAAGAAUUUGGCAACAAUUUACCAUGUUUGCCAACAGUUGGUGUUGAGGUGAAAUCCAGAUUUUCAAUGGGUAUAGUCUGCUCUUGUUGAAUUAUUUUCAUUGUGUGUGUCGUUUUUCGUAGUACUACUCUUUAAAUAUAGGUGUCACCAAUUGAGCGUGUCAGUCUUAAUGUUGGUGUUUGAAGGAGAUGGUAUUUUGAAUUCUCUCAUCAAUAAACUAUUGAACUUCACUUACCUAGCUAUCAGUACUGUGGACCUGGUACAAAAUUGGAAAAACGUCUUGAUCGUGGAGAUCCGGGCAUCAACCCCUUGGACGCUGCUUGUAAACAACACGAUAUUUCUUACUGGAAGAAUAAGUCUCUCGAAGAACGACACAAAGCCGAUCAUACUUGAAGAUAAAGCUUGGGCACGCGUCAAAUCAAAAGACGCUUCACUGGGAGAGAAAGCUGCUGCAUUACUUGUAACAGGCGGAAUGAAGGUGAAAAGAAAGCUGGGAAUGGGUUGUCGUCGCAAACGUCGUUCCUUGCAUCGAGAUGUUAUUCUGAAAGUGGGAAAGUCAUUGAAGAGAGGAACAUCUAUGAAAGACACCGCAACGUUUGCCUUACGAGCAGCCAAAGCACUUAUUAAAGAAUUUGGCGGCAAAAAAGAAGUCGAGGUUCCUCGAGUAAUGCCUGUAGCGAAAUCCGGAGGUUUCCUACCACUUAUUCCUUUGUUUGCCAGUCUUUCGGCACUUGGAGCUUUGUCAGGUGGUGCUGCUGGGAUUGCAAAAACCGUCAUUGAUGCUAAGCAUGCGCAAAAGAAAUUGUAGGAAGAUGUACGUCAUAAUAAGGAACGUGUAGGAUCUGGCCUAUACUUGAAAAAGUAUUCAAAAGGUGGAUUUGGAUUGUAUUUAAAAAAAAAAACAAAAAAAACUAAUAAAGCUACCCAAUCACGCACUAUCUGACUUUGACAUUGCGCAUUAUGCAAAAUUACUUAAAAUAUCACAUUUUCGAGGAGUUUUCAUGCGAGACACCCUCUCCAAAGACGGUCCUCGAAGACAAGAAUGCGCAGUGGUUAAUUUAGAUGUCUCUAAGAAUAGGGAGUCAUUGGGUGGCUUACAGAAAGAUAAACAACGAUGUAGAGUAUUUUGAUUCAUUUGGUAAUUUGAAGCCGCCGAAAGAAGUUGUUGAAUAUCUGGGAAAGAGUGCGAGAAUUUUCUACAACAAUACCCAAUAUCAAAACUACAAUCAAAUAAAUUGCGGACAUUUGUGUUUGAAAUUUCUACAGCAACAAUGACGAGCGU